This is a messenger RNA of Salvelinus namaycush (lake trout), 880 nucleotides long. Its product is annotated as LHFPL tetraspan subfamily member 6 protein-like. The transcript has 2 exons. Gene Ontology annotation, cellular component: membrane. The annotation marks the transcript as partial. The record is from RefSeq and is a predicted model, not a curated record. NCBI's taxonomy places the organism in Eukaryota, Metazoa, Chordata, Actinopteri, Salmoniformes, Salmonidae.
UCCCCUCUAGAGCGUGUUUCACAGACUCUCCGCUCACAACAGUCUGAAUGUGGUUCCGCGGUUGGCGUCAGCUCCAACUCCAGCUCUGUCCGAAUCGCAGCGUUUCUCUUUCACUGCUCACAGCAAGAUAACAUAUUUGGGGAUCUCUAUUGCCAACUACUACAUUGCUCAUCAACGCUGAAAGUUACAGCUUUUUUUUCCCGAUACCAUUGACUAUUUUGGGGGAUAAUUAUUUUGCGUUUUUUGUUGUUGUUGUCGAUCUGUGAAGUUAGUUUCAGUUUUUGGUUUUCUCCGCGAUUGGGAUAUUAAGACCAGAAGACUAAUCUAACAACCAAGUCGUUCAUCAUGGGACAGAAGUCAGUCAGUACGUGGGGAGAGACAGAGACAUGCUGGUAGUCUAGGCCCGUGGUGGAGUCAAGAACACAACAAAAGCUAAAUCUCCUUUUAGUCUAUUCUGGCAACGUUAGUCUUCUAGUUAUAUAAUAGUGAAACGCCAUGGCCUCCAGCUUGACCUGUGCUGGUGUAAUCUGGACCCUCCUCUCCCUGCUCUGUGCCGCUGCCUCCUGCGUCGGCUUCUUCAUGCCUUACUGGCUACUCGGUUCCCAGAUGGACAAGCCGGUCUCGUUCGGCACCUUCCGGCGGUGCUCGUACCCGGUGCGCGACGAGGAGAGCCAGGCCACAGUGAUACUGGAGCAGUGUGGGCGUUACGCCUCCUUCCAGGGGAUACCUAGUCUGGAGUGGAGGAUCUGUACGGUGGUGACGGGCGUGGGCUGUGGUCUGCUGCUCCUGGUGGCCCUCACAGCCCUCAUGGGAUGUUGCAUCUCUGACCUCAUCUCUAGGACCAUCGGACGUGUUGCCGGGGGGAUACAGUUCGUUGGAG